AUGCUUAGAUCCGUCGCCGUUGCAAAGACCCGAUUGCCGCAGUCCAGGCUAAUUUUGCGCAAUUUGAGCGCGAGCGUUUCGCUAAGGAAGGAGGCCAGCAGAACAGCUGCGGCUCCACUAGGCCGGCAAAGGUCAGUUUCGGACAUCAAUGAGUGUGUCUUGAAUGCAAAAUAUGCUGUCAGAGGUGCCAUUCCUCUUCGUGCCGAAGAGCUUAGACAGCAGCUGGAGGAAAACCCCGGGGCCCUUCCCUUUUCCAAAAUAAUCAACGCCAACAUUGGGAACCCGCAGCAACUGGGUCAAAAACCGUUGACAUUCUAUCGCCAGGUGCUGUCUCUUCUACAAAAUCCAGAGAUCAUUGAAAGGUUGAGUUCCGAUGAGCUGUCCAAGGCGUACCAACCUGACGCCAUCAGGAGGGCAACUAGGAUGUUGGAAGAGGCCGGUGGCUCUAUUGGUGCCUAUUCCGGAUCCCAGGGUGUCCCUGCAUACCGCCAGUCCGUUGCAAAUUUCAUUGCUGAGCGUGAUGGAGAACCUGCCAACGCCGACGAUAUUUUCCUCACUACCGGUGCGUCUGCUGCCGUUGGUUACAUUCUGCAACUUUUCUGCUCGGGGCCCCAAAAUGGUGCCUUAAUUCCGAUCCCCCAAUACCCUCUAUACACGGCCACCUUGGCGUUGAAUAACGCACAGGCCUUGCCGUACUACCUUGAGGAAGAAUCUGGCUGGUCCACUGACCCUGAACAGUUCGAGAAGAUCAUUAAGGAUGCUAUCAAUAAGGGGGUAACACCAACGACUUUAGUUGUGAUCAACCCAGGCAAUCCCACUGGAGCCAUUCUGUCAGAAGAAAACAUAGAGGGUAUCUUCGAAGUGGCAGCAAAGUAUAGUUUGGUGGUUAUUGCUGAUGAAGUAUACCAAGAAAACGGGUUCAAUGAUGUCGAGUUCACUUCUAUGAAAAAGGUUCUGAGAGUCUUACAAAAAACUCAACCUGGCUCUUAUGAUAACGUCCAAUUAGUCUCAUUGCAUUCUACUUCCAAAGGUGUCUCGGGUGAAUGUGGCCAAAGAGGUGGUUACAUGGAGUUAGUCGGUUUUUCAGAUGAAGUAAAGCAAGUUAUUACUAAACUAGUGUCGAUUUCAUUAUGUCCCGUCGUAACCGGUCAAGCCCUGAUGGAUUUGAUGGUUCGCCCACCAACGAAGGGGGAUGCGUCUUACGAGCUCGAUCAAAAAGAAAGAAACGACAUCCAUCGUAAUUUAAGCGAGAGGUCUUCCAUGCUUAACUCCGCAUUUCAAAGUCUUGAAGGUGUCUCUUGCCAAAAACCACAAGGGUCCAUGUAUCUGUUUCCUAGGCUACACUUGACGCAGAAGGCUAUUGCCAAAGCUGAAGCUCAAGGAAUCGCCCCUGACGAAUACUACUGCAAAGAGUUGCUAGAGCACACCGGGAUUUGCACGGUCCCUGGAAGCGGCUUCCGCCAAGUUCCCGGAACUUACCACCUAAGAACGACUUUCUUAGCACCAGGAACCGAAUGGAUAGAAAGCUGGAAAGAGUUCCACGAGAAGUUUUGGGAUGACCAUCGCGACUAG
Lachancea dasiensis is the source of this 1572-nucleotide messenger RNA. The record is from the annotation of a GenBank genome assembly. NCBI's taxonomy places the organism in Eukaryota, Fungi, Ascomycota, Saccharomycetes, Saccharomycetales, Saccharomycetaceae.